AUGACCCGAGUUGACCUGUCCCUGCGACAAGCUAUUCUGCUCAACGACAUCGCAUUAGUGCAGCGAAUCCUCAAGCACAAUCUUCCGUACCUCCAGAAUCCGGACUUUGCGGACAAGAGUAACACCUCAUUGCAUCUUGCUGCGAAGUAUGGGCUGGAGGAGAUCGCAGAAUUCCUUGUAUCUCUCGGUCACGAUUGUUCUCGGCCAGUAGAAGACUGGAUCUACAGUGCCCAACCCGACAAUCGGGGCAUAUCUGUCAACACAGAUGGCCAAACACCUCUACAUCUGGCUGCGGCCUCUUCUCAAGCCGGCGUGGUUGAGCUCUUGUGCAGGCAGUUCCCACAGACCGUAAAUCGAAGAGAUCGCAAAGGCCAAUCACCCCUCCACCUCGCCGCAUGCUCCCAGAUCAUUUCUCGACCGAAUCUGAGCAACGCUGCCAACGGCCCUCCAAGGUCGACCCCGGAGGACAAUCGAACAAUAGAAAUACUCCUCGCCAGCGGUGCGGAUGUGAACGCGAAGGACGAGCUGGGAAACACAUGUCUUCACAACGCGAGUGCGUGGGGGAACCUCAAAGCCAUUCGUGCCUUAAUCCAAGCGGGCGCAGACCCAUUGAGUAAGAACAAGGCCGGCUGGACUCCCGAGUACUACAGUAUCACAGUGCAGGCAGAGGUCUACUACCGGAAUUUAGUUGCGGAGUGGGAGAAGAGGAAAGCAGAAGACGAGAUGCGGGCCAGCGAGAGAAGAGGGCGAGGGGGUGGCUCCGUCAGACUGGUACCACAAGAGAACGAAAGCGACGGCGAAGGAGACACGUCGUCCAGGACGGAGAGAAGCCAGGAGAGAAGCACAACAAGGAGUCCCCUGCCCGGUGCUGGUGCUCCUGCUGGGUCUGUCGUUGGCACCUCAGUGGGACAGAGUGAUGCAGGCUUGGGCAUAAGUGUAAGCUACGUGGAUGCUUGGAAAUGA
Molecule: messenger RNA, 963 nt
Organism: Fonsecaea erecta
Lineage: Eukaryota; Fungi; Ascomycota; Eurotiomycetes; Chaetothyriales; Herpotrichiellaceae
Exons: 2
Coding region: 1-963 (320 amino acids)
Molecular function (GO): protein binding
Source: RefSeq, a predicted model, not a curated record